Molecule: messenger RNA, 2400 nt
Organism: Fonticula alba
Lineage: Eukaryota; Rotosphaerida; Fonticulaceae
Exons: 3
Coding region: 1-2400 (799 amino acids)
Source: RefSeq, a predicted model, not a curated record
AUGCGAUACGGAGCAUCGGCACGCGCCCCGGCCGGGGCCUUGAUGCUGGUGCUGCUCAUCUUUGCGGCUCUGGCGGCCAUGGCCACGCCGGUGGCCAAUGCGGCCGACUGCGCGACCGGACAAUUCGCCGACACCGAGGGCAACUGCCAGCCAUGCCACCCGUCAUGCUCCUCGUGCGACGAUGCCACGUCGUGCUUUGCCUGCCGCCCGGGGCUGGGGUUCCUUUCCCCGGACCCGACCAUUGGAAGCCUGUGCACGGCCAACUGCCCCUUCGGACGGUAUGGCUGGAAGUCGGAGAACCCGUCUCCCACGCCGCCGGGUCCGCGACAGACAUUCUUCUGCUACGAAUGCGGCCCACGUUGCACCACCUGCACGGGCCCGGACUACCCGCCCAAGUGUCACUCUUGCACGGCGAACGUCGGUCUGACCGACGUGAACAUGUGCACUUCAUCCAACAACCUGCCGUCGUGGCAUGACCCGGCUUCCAAGCGCUAUAUCCACUGCCACCCGUCGUGCGAGUCGUGCACCGGGCCCGGGCCGGACAGCUGCCUCACCUGCGUGUCGGGAUGGCGCUUGGAGCCAGGCGGCAAUGGCGCGGGCACCUGUGUGUCGGAUUGCCCGGUGGGCAGCUACUUGCCGUCGGGGUCGAGCUCGUCCCAAUGCGCGGCGUGCCAUUCCAACUGCCGGACGUGCUUCGGUCCCGGCGCGACCCAAUGCUUGUCGUGCAAUUCCCAGCGCCCGAUCAGGAACCGCCAGUGCGUGGAAGCCUGCGGCACGGGCUUCUACCGGGUCGGCGGCGAAUGCCAUGCAUGUCACCCUUCGUGUGGCCAGUGCACCGGGCCGGCGGACAGCCAGUGCAUCGGCGACUGCAGCCCGAUGGCCUUCCGCCUGUCGGCCGGCGAGGAGGACCACAGCCAGGCGGAGUUCACAUGCGUGACCAUGUGCCCGAAGGGCACCGGGCGCACGGCCGACCGGAAGUGCCUGCCCUGCGAGGACAGCUGCGCGGCCUGCUGGCCUGACGAUGCCCCGGGGGCUGGGAACCGCAUGGUGUGCCGGAAGUGCGAGGACGGCUGGUUUUUGGACAAGUCCAUCGGGGCCUGUGUCUUGGCGUGCCCGAACGGGACCACGGCCAUCGGGGCCGAGUGCAUGCGCUGCAAGCCGGGAUGCGCCGCGUGCUAUGGCGAGGGGGAUGGCCAAUGUGUCGCCUGCCAGGAGGACCUCCCCGUCCAUUGGCAGGGCGACUGCUGGGCCUCGUGCCCGGAGGGCUUCUACGAGUCGGGGGGCACGUGCGUCGCCUGCCACGAAUCGUGCAAGACGUGCGCCGGCGCCGGGGCCGACCAGUGCACGGCUUGCGGGCAUUUCACAUCCCUCACCCUGGCUGGCACCUGUGUGUCGACCUGUCCGACGGGGCAAUUCCCGGCCUUGGACAUGUCCUGGGAGGGGGCACGGUGCCGGCCUUGCGGGGCCCAGUGCGAUCGUUGCACGAACGAGGACACCUGCACCGAAUGUGCAUCCGGGUGGUUCAUCCACUCCGGCGUGUGUCUGGAGGAGUGUCCGCCCUCGACGGUCAGCUGUGCCGGGCAGCUUGCCUGCCAUGACUGUGAGCCCGGCUGUGCCGAGUGCGUCGGGCAGUCGACCGGGCCGGGCCACUGUCAGGCCGCCUGCAACCGGUGCCAGGAUUCGCUGUUCCUCCACCCAUCCACCGGGGCCUGCUUGGAGACCUGCUCGCCGACGGCCGUGGCCUUGGACCCAGAUACCGGGCGUUGCACCGAGUGCCAGGGCGAUUGUCGGACUUGCUUCGGCCAGGCCGACUGGUGUACAUCCUGCGGCGAUCCACGGCGUUGGCUGUGGCCCGAGACCGGGACCUGUGUGGAGGAGUGCCCCUCUGUCGGGUAUCACAGGGUCCCCGGGGGCGAUGGACACGGCACGGACGCCAUGAAGGUGUGCCACGCUUGCAUGGAGUGGUGUGACGUGUGCGAGCUCCUUUCCGAAGAGGUGUCCUGCUCGGUGUCGCCGGAGGAUGGGUCGCUGAGCUGCGACCUGAAAAGCCGGUGCUUGUCAUGCGCGCCCUCGUUCUUCAAGGUGGACGGCGGCCAGCGGUGCACGGCUACUUGUCCGGCGAGGACCUUUGCCGAACCGAGGACCCAGCAGUGCUUGCCCUGCUCGGAGGAGUGUGCCGACGAGUGCACCGGACAGGAGUCGCAGAAUUGCACCGGCCCAGGGGCCGGUGAUAAGAAGGCCUCCCAGCGCCUGGCCGUGGGCCUGGGCGUGGGCCUGGGCGUACUGGCCCUGGUGGCCGUGGCCGGCGUGGUGGCCUUUGUCCUCCUGCGCGGGCGCAAGUCGUCCUCCGGCCACGACGCUCUUCCGAUCUCGCUCCGGAAGGCGGGUGACCGGCUUUGA